Molecule: messenger RNA, 2252 nt
Organism: Aplosporella prunicola CBS 121167
Lineage: Eukaryota; Fungi; Ascomycota; Dothideomycetes; Botryosphaeriales; Aplosporellaceae
Exons: 3
Coding region: 1-2115 (704 amino acids)
Source: RefSeq, a predicted model, not a curated record
AUGGAGUCAACAUCCGAGCCGUCAAGCCCGUACCAAGUACACAUCGGAACCUGGACAAACUGGUCUCGUGGUCCUGUCUUCGGAGCGACUUUGACCCUCAAUCAACAACAAGGAUCUCUCUUAAUCGCCUUUGUGGCAUUUUUCAUCACCAUGGUGGGCGCCAGCUUCUGGCGAAUAUCUUGCUUCGUUUUCCAUCGCAUAUACUCCACCAGGGCCGCCCGCGAUGGGCUGCAUCAUCAGCGUCAAGCAAUCCUUCGAAACUCAGCAAAUGCCGCGAGUGGAUUUUUGGCUUUAAUCCAAGUCGGAUGGGCGUGGCGUCAAUACUGGAGAGUUUCCCCAGUCAUCGCCUAUACCUUGAUUUGCCUGGGCGCUUUCGCAAUUGCCAGCGGUUUCUCUUCACAGAUUUCUUCAGCAAUGGGCGACGAACUGUUGAUUUCGAGUCCGAAUUGUGGCCUCCUGGUGCACCGAUUCAGCAAUUCCUUAUCCUCUUUUGAAGGGAUUUUGAACCCCUACUGGACCAAAAGACUUGUCUCAGCCACCGAUUACGCACAACAAUGUUAUUCAUCAAAUAGCUCGAACGUCGGACUUCAAUGCGGGACUUUCAUCAAGAAGAGGCUUCCGACACUUGUCAAAAGGAAUGCAAGCUGUCCGUUCGAAGGGGGCAUAUGCCGAAGCAACACAUCAAAUCUUCUGCUGGAUACCGGCUUCCUGAAUAGCCUCGAACACUUUGGCGUAAACACUCCUUCUCGUGAGAGAUUUCUCUGGCGGAAAGUAGUUCAUUGCGCUCCCUUGGUUACUGAAGGUUACACGAUGCAAUAUAACUUCUCGGAUGCCGAUGGUGGCCAAUCGUACAUGCGGUAUUACUACGGGAAACACUUUGGAAAGGCAGAUUUCACAUACCAAUAUCCAAUCACAUCACCGAAAGGAGGUAUUAGGUUGAAUUACACAAGUGCGGACCCGAACUAUAGCCUCUCUGGCCUCAAGACCCUUGUUAAAAACCAUACCGUCGCAGAAAGAGUCUCCGAGUUUGAUCCUAUUCCAGAACUUCGACGAAUGGAUGGAGAUCUGGACAUUUUCUUCCUUUCCGCCACUAAUGUCGCUUUCAAUUCAUACUCAAAUGACAGUUGGUAUCAAAUAAAAGACUCGUCUGAUGCCAGCAUGGUAUCAGAUGAAAGCACCGGUGAGAUGGAUCUCUACUAUCAGAAAGAGCCUGCCUCUCCGAUGGCCUGCGUUACUAGGCAGCAGUACUGCUUUCCAAGUCUCUCCAAAGAGAACAGAUGCACUGCUCUCAGCUCCAACAUUGAUGCGGGCCUUGAUGCGGGCUACAUGCAUCAGAAAAGGAAAGACCAAGAUGGUUUCAUUUGGGUGUCACCAGUUUCUGCAUCGGCUAUGACAAUCAGUGAGGUUGUAAACAUUAUGGGGCAACAAGCCCUAGCUUCUAGGUAUAACUUCCGCCAUGGCAUCCAAGGGCCCAUAUCCGAGAACCAAUGGCAACUGGAUGUCGAGCAUUGGCAUGCCUCGACAUUGGCGCAUCUUCAGGAUGGGUAUCUCCACAAAGCAUCUGGGCCAACAGAUGAGCGGUUGUUCGAGUUUUUGGACAGGCCAGCAAACGCGAUCGAGAAGCGUUUAUGCAAGAGUCAGAAAAUGCUCAGCACCGAACACGCAUCUUUCAGCCUCUUCUGGCUCUACUUCAUCUUCAUCCUCGGAAUCCUCGUCAUCAUCAUUCAAUACAGCAUUGCGCCAAUCCUCGGCUGCAUCCAGAGACGCCGCAGUCUCGACUGUUAUACGCGUCUGGAAUGGAAUACCAAUGAUACCUUGCAGUUGCAGCGACUCGCGCAUGAAGAGCUCGGCCUAGGCACUUGGUCCGGUGCCGCCGAUGGCAUCCCUGUUACGCGUAGUGGGGAGAAACUGGCCGUCCUUGAUCUCACGGAUCCUCACCAUCCGAAGUUACGAGUGCCUUCUGAGGGCCUUGAGGGAGCUAUGGCAAAUUCAAAUGAAAGCCUAGGCUCCAAGGAGGCUGCCAGAGUGAGGGAAACGGAUGUUUUACUCAAUAAUCCGCCACCGAUUGUCACUGAUCAUUCUUUGUCGCCAUCCCAUAAUUCAGUCAUUCACUAGAACAUCAUCUUCCUUAAUGGGUCUUCUAUGACCAUCCACCUCCAAGCCUCAGCUGUGCAGCAAAUCCUCCGUGGAAGAGCCUGGAAGAAACGGGCAGAAAGUACAGGAAAAUUGGAGAGAGAUGGCGAACCGCCGUC